Molecule: messenger RNA, 12785 nt
Organism: Lymnaea stagnalis (great pond snail)
Lineage: Eukaryota; Metazoa; Mollusca; Gastropoda; Lymnaeidae
Source: the annotation of a GenBank genome assembly
CACUUAGCCUUAGACUUAGAGUACUUAGACCUCUAAGUCCAAGUCUAAGAAGACUUUUUACUUCUUACACUUUGACUCAGAGACUUCAGCUUUUUAAUUAACUUGUACUGUAUCUUUAUUAUUGACACCUAAAUUAUAUCUUGACUUUUUAAACAAAGUUGAGAUGGCGCAAAGUGAACCGAAAGUUGUCUUAACUGGACCCCCCAAAGGACAUGGCCAUGCUACACUAGCAGCAAUGCAAUUUGUGUCUGGCGGCUGUGCUGGUAGGUAUCAUAUAAUUUAUAGUAAAGUCAUAAGUAUCAAUAAUUAAUAAUAAUUAUACAUCUAGUAUUCAAUAAAAUAGUAAUUGUCAAUAAUCAAUAAUAACAAUCAAUCGUUUUCAAGUUGUUAUUAUUAUUUUAUAUUUAAUUUCAAUUUAGUUAAUUUUGAAAUAUGUAAAUAUUGUAGUUGUAGUAAUAAAUAGUAAUAAUGUUACAUAAUAUUAAUAAUAUGUAAAAUGAGUAAUAUUAAUAUGUAUUGUAAUUGUAAAACUGGGCCACCUCUUACUUACUAAGUUUCUGUUUUAAUUUUAUUUACCUGGUAUCUGUUUUGAAAUGAGAAAUGGCAAGCAUAUCAAAAAUAAUAUCAUAAAAAUUACUUUUCAGGUACCCGGUAGCCAUAAUUGUUUGUAUGAGUAUGAUUAUAAUUAAUUAUGACAAUUAUGAGUAUGAGGUAUAAGUGUAUGAAUCAUGAUUAGAAUAUAACUAUAUAAUAUAUAUCGUCUGUAGACACUGUAGUACUGUGUGUGGUGGGGGGAGUAGAUUUCAUUGUUUUUUGUUUGUUUUAAUUUUAGUUAUGCCCCACUAAUUAAAAAUUAAUAAUAAUAUGAGUCUCCCUUUGCCUUUAUAUGUGCAUCAAUAGCUGAAGAGUUUGCAUUAUGCUAUACAAACCAUAAAAAUCCAUCUCUUUUUCUAAAUUAAAAAAAACAAAAACUUCUUAGUAAUGAAAAAUGGAAAGACUGUCUUUACUAGAGGUGUAUCAUAUUAUGAUUCUGCAUGGCCUGUGACAGGAAGUGAAAAUAAUGAGAUGUCAAUAAAUUCAAACUUUUUUUUUUGGACAGAAACUGGUCUGCAAAAACAAAAGAUCUGUUUGGUCUUAACAUUCUGCAAAAAAUUAAGGAUAUUUUCUAUUAUAUUACAUAUACAUUUCAUUUAGAUAAAAUAUGAUGUUUUCUGGAAUAUUCAUGUCAUGAAUGAUAUAUUACAAAUGAUUUUGUAGGUUUCAUUGAAGUGUCCAUUAUGCAUCGUCUUGACCUUUUCUAUUAUAUUACAUUUACAUUUCAUUUAGAUAAAAUAUGAUGUUUGCUGGAAUAUUCAUGCCAUGAAUGAUAUUUAACUAAUGAUUUCGUAGGUUUCAUUGAAGUGUCCAUUAUGCAUCCUCUUGACCUUGUGAAGACAAGAUUUCAAAUUCAAAGGGGUCCAGAAGAUCCGAAUCGUUACAGUUCUAUUGUGGAUUGCUUUCGAAAAAUGUAUAGGCAAGAAGGGUGAGCUUAUAUUAAUUUUUAUUAAUAUUGUUUUUGUGUAGUUAAAAAAGUCAAUCAACAAAUAUUACUAAGAUGUUGAAAGAUAUUUUAUGGAGGUUCACGGGCAUCAAAUUGAAUCUGAAUACCUUAAUUUACACCUAUUUUUGGUAGUUGUAGUAGUGUAAUGUAGUAAAUGAAUUUUUAAUUACUUUAUUCUUAAAAACUCUUAAAUUUUGAAACAUUAAACUCCAAAAUUUGCUGCAUAAAUUUUGUUGUAAGGGGAAAAAAGUUUGACAGGGUAAGCACCUAGUUAGUGUAAAAUUUAUAUUCUGUUGUAGGGUUUAUUUUUCACUAAACAAUACUAAAACCAUGCUUUGUUCCAAGGGCUAUGUGCUUUGUUUAGGAAAAUGUUGCAGUGUUUCUUUCAGACAAUUUGUUGGGGGGGGGGGGGAUCAUUUCAGAUCGGCAGUACCAGUGGGCAGGCAGCCUAUCCCCGGGGGAGUGUUAGUUUUUCAUUUUAUGGAGGGCGGCAUUUUAGACCUCUUACUAACAUCCUGUGUGUUUUUAAAGAUGCCAACACUAUCAUUUUGAUUAGGGUAUGCAAGCAGAAAGUGAGGUCAUGGACAGCUACAGAAAGGCAAAUGGGGAGGGUUGAACAUUUUAAAUUCAGUUUGUCAUAUAUCGGUACCUGAAUUCAGUGUUUCUUUCAGGAAAAAUGAUCCAGGGAGGGGACAUUUCAAGUUGACAGGGCAUCGAUCAAUGGGCAAAUUAGAAUUCAGGCACCUUAUGUGAUACAUAAUUUAAAUUCUCAAAUUCUCCCAGGUUAAGACAUAUCAUAGGGUAUUCUUUUGGCCCCAAAUAAAUUAGCGCCCCCCCCCCCUUCCCCCAUAUCUCAUUGAUCAGAAUGGGGGAGGGGGUAAAGCAGCAUUCGAGGGUGUCCAAGGCUCCUGUCCGAGUGUAAGGUGGAAUGGGAAAAUUAGAAUUCAGGCACCUUAUGUGAUACAUAAUUUAAAUUUUCAAAUUCUCCCAGGUUAAGACAUAUCAUAGGGGAUUCUUUUGGCCCCAAAUAAAUUAGCGCCCCCCCCCCCCCUUCCCCCAUAUCUCAUUGAUCAGAAUGGGGGAGGGGGUAAAGCAGCAUUCGAGGGUGUCCAAGGCUCCUGUCCGAGUGUAAGGUGAGGGGCUGGGAGGGGGUCAUUGAGUCUUCAACAGAAAAGUUUUAAAUUAAAAAUGUACGGAUUCAUUUUAGCUCAUACCUAAAUUUAGUUGUUUUUUUCUUUCCUCAUUUAAUGAAAAAGCAACAAAAUUUAGUUUUCUCUCAACCUUGUUGUGUUCAUACAAAUGCUGUAUUUUAAGUUGUCUUUCUAAUGUUUUUUAUUUACUGUAACGAUUUCUUUCUUUAAACGGCUUCAUAGAUAAAUACAAUUAAAAAAAAAAAAUAUACAUAUGAAGAGUCUAUUUUCAUUCGCUUGAAUGAUGAAAUGAUUUGUCUUUUUCUAGUGUUGAGCUUUUUUUUCUUUCUUUUUUGAGAUUUUAUAGUGCAAACAACUCUUUCAUCCAGGCCGUCGUUAUGCACCGUGUUUGUUGUUGUUUCACGGCGUGAUGUUUAGUGCGCAUGCGCAGAAUAGCUUGCCAAUCACACGGAUUGGUCCGAAAAUAUAUACAGCAUUUUGAUAAUUAAAAAGAAAAAUUCACACCGCGUUUUGAAAAUAAAAUCGUUUUUAGACAUAGAAUAAUAUAGUAUUAAAAUGUGUUUUGUAGAUAAACUUUAACAUGUCCUAAAGCAGCGGUUCUCAACCUGUGGGUCGCGACCCUUUCAUGGGGGUAGCCUAAGACCAUUGGAAAACGCACAUUUCUGAUGGUCUUAGAAAACGAUUGAUUUGGUCCGGCUAACAAACCAGAUAUGUCAUAACUUUUCAUUAUGGAAUGGAGACGAAUUUGUUACAAAACUGAGUGCAAUUUCCUUAUCUAACGACACUGUCCACAGAAGAAUAGAGGACAUUUCUGUUGAUAUUCUUGAUUAGGUAAUCCAGGAAAUUUAAUCUACUCCAUUUCCGAAACAAUAGCAAAUGCUUCAAAGCGCCUCAGGGCAACACAGUGCAGUAUAAACAGUCUUUCUUCCCACGCACAAUAAUAGCAUGGAACCACCUGGACAAUGCCACUGAGAACUCGACAUCGGUUGAAAGCUUCAAGGCUGCCCUGGCCUCUUAUUAGGAGCUGUUAGAAUAGCAACAUCAUACCCCAACCGUUGCACAGAUGCCAGUACAUGGAUGCAGCAAAGAAACACUACCAGAACCAGUGAGAUGGUUGUAGAAAAGAAAAAUAUUAAAACAUGUUUUUGAGCUUCAUAAUGAACUCAAAACUUUUUAAAUCAGAAAGCAAGACCGCAGUUCAAAGCUCUUUUUAGUGAUAAAAGUGAACUGCAGAAAAAGCCUACUUCGUUGACAUCUUUACCAUCUUGAAUGAGGUAAAUUUAUCACUGCAAGGACCAAACGCAACAUCCCUCGAUUUGUCACAAAAGAUGCUAUCAUUUAAUUUUUAAUUUCAGCUUUGGCAAAAAAAUUGGAUGACAAUAAAAUGUACAUGUUGCCUGUCUUAUCUGGUUUCAUGACAUUGAACCAGACAAAGUGAUUACUAUGAUAUAUUCUGUAAAGGAACACUUGCACAUGCUUACAGACGAAGUUUCAGGGUAAUUUCGAAAUCUACCUAAUUGCCAGAAGUCCAUUCACAGUCAAAUUUGAAGAUGUUCCAGAGUCAACACAAGAGGAGUUCAUUGAACUUAUUAACAGCGAUGCAGCGAAAGCUGAUUUCUCUACAAUGCCAGUUUCAAAAUUCUAGAUCAAAUUUUUGCUGUCAUACCAUGUUCUGUCUGAGACUGUGUUGUGCUUUCCUCUUCCUUUCCAACAACAUAUCUUUGUGAAACAUGGCUCUCCAGCUUGUUGGUAAUCAAGUCUAAAUGUAGACUUGUUGUGGAAGAUGAUCUUCGUUGUGCUCUUGAAAAUGCUGGUAAGAAAGAAACAAUCUCAACCUUCGCACUGACGUUGGAUUUUUACGUUUACUGUCUCAAAAUGUAGCAAAGUAGUUUACUGUUGUUAUAUUAAGACUGUUACCAAUGCUACACCAUGCUUCAAGACAAAUUUUCAUUUCAGAAAUAAAUAUUUCACAAUAUAUUUUUUGUGUGUGAUUAAUCACUAUGCUUUAAGUAUGUUCAAUUUAUAACAUUGAAAAUACAUCCUGCAUAUCAGAUAUUUACAUUAAGAUUCAGAGCAGAAGCAAAAUUACAGUUAUGAAGUAGCAAAGAAAAUAAUUUUAUGUUUGGGGGUCGCCACAACAUGAGGAUCUGUAUAAAGGGGUCACAGCAUUAGAAAGGUUGAGAACCACUGUCCUAAAAGAACCUGGUUUGCUCUACAAGAAUGUACAGUUAUCUCAUUUUUUUCAAAAUGGGGAUACCGCGUUUUGAAAAUCAACUCUUCAUAUAUGUGUAUGGCAUCUUUCCGUCUUUGUGAGAAGGUGGAGUAGCUAUUGACACUUCAUCAAAUGGCUUUUGAGGCCUGUCCUGGAGUGGCAGUCUCUGCUGCAUUUAUCGCAGGAGAACCUUGACUCCUGGUUAAAUUUGGCCUUCUGCAAUGCUCUUUCGGUUGCAAUUGCUUUGUUUCAACCAUCUUCUGUCUUUUGACUCCUUCAUACACUGCUGUUUGUCAGCUGGAAUGGUGCUCAGUGAUGAUCUCCCAUUCAUCGAUUUCCAUGCUGGCUUCCCUCAUGCUCAUUUUGCAAACAUCCUUAAAUCGCAGCUGCAGCCAUCCAUUAAGUCUUCUGCUAAAUCUCCAUUCAACAUUUCCUUUGGAAUACAGCCUUCCUCCAUUCUCCUUACAUGGCCUAACCAGCAAAGUCGCCUCUUGCCAAGAGCAGAGAAUAUGCUACAAAUUGUUGCAUGUUCCAAGAUCUCUGUGUUAGUCACCUUGUCCUAUGUUGUUCGUCCGUCGAGGAUCGACGAUGACCAUCGAGUCGUCCGGUGACUGAUGACUUGCGCUAGUGACUUUUGUUUAAAGUGAGGAAGAGUUGCGCGGCGUCAACCUCACUCUCUCGUCCGGGCCCACCAUAUCCGGUGGCAAGACUCUACGUUAAGACGACCAGGGAUGGGCACGGUUGCAGGAAUUGUCAUUGUAUGCGCCUUACGGGACUCCAACUCCGGGUUUGAAUUCAGAGUUUCCUUCUCUUAGAUGAGUUGCCGACCAAGGUUAACGAGUCCCAUCCACCCGGGGUGAUCUUUUUGCUUGACCGGCCUUUGGCUGGAAUUGAGGUUUGCUCAGUUUAGACCAUUCGGCCACCCAGUCACCUUGUCCUACCAUUGCAUGCACAUAAUGGGAUGCGGAUAUCUUUGGUGGAAGCUGUUGAAUUUCUGCUCAUGACUGGCGUAUGUGGUCCACACUUUCCUUCCAUAUCGGAGCGAACUAAGCACACAUGCCUGAUUUAGGCUUAGGUUUGUACUUUCAGUUAGUUUAAGAUUUAUCCACACCUGCUUUUGCGAUCCUAAUGUUCACCUCUUUGUCAUUGGAGAGUGAGCAAGAGAUAUUUGAUCCGAGGUAUGUAAAAUGCUCAAGUAUCGGCAGAUUAUAAAUAGUUAUGUUUGGAAUGGAUGGUUUUUCUUCCAUCAUGACAUUUGUUUUCUGUAGACUAAUGGUCAGUCCAAAAUCUUUACAAAUAUAUUUCCAUAUAAAAAGGGGCCCAUCAGAAAAAGGAAUUAUACUAAUUACCGUCCUAAAGGUAUAUGCUAAGUUUUACCAGUACUAAAUGACAGCUUUUAGAAAUUGUUAAUAACUGGCAAAAAUUAUACUUAUUAUAUUUUUAAAACAUGAUGACACUGUACCGUUAACACCCUUUCCUAGAUUAAAAGUUUAUCUUAGAUUGUAAAGUAUAGAAAGUGAAAAGAUAUUGCCCAUGUUUAAUGUUUAGCAAGAACUAAUCUCAAAAUAUAGCAAUGAAAAGUGAGUUUAAUUCUGUAUUGUUCCGAGUAGAGGUCGCACUUCCCCCCAUACUGUAAUUCUUUAAUCUAGGUAUGUUGCACAAAAAGUUUUAAAUAAAAAUUAUACCAGUUUAAAAAAUAAUAUAAAAAAUCAAAAGUAUAGAGCACAGUGAUUAUUCAUUGGUUCCCCCAUUUCCUUCAUUUUAUUAGAUUAAAGGUACCAUUUCAAACCUUUUAAAAAUGUAAAAAGGACAAUUUCAUCAUUGAUUUUUUUUAGAAAUCAUAUUUUCCUUUAUUCUUUAAACCUUUUUUGCUGCGGUUGGGUGAUAUUGAAUUGCUUUGGGGAGUGGUGGACAGUCCCCACCUCUACCGGAGAGAUGCCUUAGCGAAACACUGGUUGUAAACAGUAAAUAUAUAAAAGUACCACCAGGACUAUAUGUGAACUACAGGAAGUAGUGGCACAGCUUAAACUUUAAAAAAUUGGAAGAUGCCUAUUUUUUGGGAAAAAAUAUGCUCUUUAGAAUUGAAUGCUUUAUCUAGAAUUGCCUUAAAUAUUCAUAUCAUCAAAUAUAUGGAUUGUAUAAAUAUUUCAUUGAUUGCAAUAUUUCACUUAUUUUAAUUAAAAGAGUUAUACACAUUUUUCUCUCUGGGGCAGUGCCCCACCCCCCACCCCCAUUCCCCUGAAAGAUGCCUGAAAGAAACACUGAAAUGUUGUGGACAUAAUUAAUUUAAUUAUGCAUGUUUUGUAGGUAUCAUCACAAUAGCUUCUCACAGCAAAAGUAUUUAAAAUACUUAUCAACGAGUUAAUUAAUAAAAAGAUAAAUCUUUAGUUACUUUCAAUGAAAAUUUCUCCAAAGAAAUUUUGUUUGUAAAGGAAACAAGAAUUACGGUAUGAAUGACUUUUAUGAAAUUAAUUAUUUGUUCCCAUAGGGCGUUGUCAUUUUAUAAAGGUAUUUUGCCACCGCUGUUGGCUGAAACACCCAAGAGAGCUGUCAAAUUCUUCACAUUUGAGCGCUACAAAACCUUGUUUACCCAGGGUGACUACUUGUCUCAGCCUAUUGUAAGAUAAUAUCAUCACUGUUUUGUCACUGUAAGGAUGGUAUCAUUUUCAGUGGUUUAUCAAAUUGCAAAAUACAUGUCAGCUUGGAGAAUGUCAAUUAAAUUUUUUUAGAUCUUUAAAAGUCUAUUGAUAUAAAAAAUAAUUUGUGUUUAAAUUAAACACUUGUGGUAAAAAAUAUCUGAAAACAGAACAAAAUAUUUUAACAUCAAUAUAUAUUUUAAACUAGCUCUCCUUUCUAAAGAACAUUAUAAGACCAUUAUUUAAAAAUAUAAAUUCAAAACUAUUCCUUUGACAAGACAGAACACUGGUGAGUUUAGUCAAGUGUCUUGGUGCAAUGGCAGCAAUGCUUAUGUCAAUAUUACUAUAGUCUUUAUAAUAUUAAAUGUAUACAAUUUGUACUGAUACAUACCAGCGUCAGCAAGUAGGCCUUGUUAGCUAUGUAGAACAAUAUACCACAAAUUUAAUUUGUACAAGUGAUCAGAUUGAUAAGUUUAUCUACAUAUGCUUUAUUGUCAUUGGAAAGGUUUUGGCUCUUGCUGGCCUGGCAGCUGGUUUAACUGAAGCAGUGGUCAUAAACCCAUUUGAAGUGGUCAAGGUCAAAUUGCAAGCAGAGAGGAGCAAGUUCACUGAGGUGAUUUUACCUAAAUACUUCAUUCAGUUCCCUCAAAAGUUUUACAAGCUAUGUUAUAAUUGUAAAGAAAACACAGGAAAUUAAUAAAUGCAGAAGGUGUUGGCAAAUUUUAAAAUAAACAGUUUGAAGGUAUUUUUAGAUAUUGCAAUAAAUUAUAAUAUUUUUCUGAAUAAUUUUACAACGGCUUCAUCGGCUGAACAUCGCCAUAUGUGUUACAUAUCUGUAACUGGAACAUCACCUUAUAUAUUACAUAUCUGUUACUGGAACAUCACCAUAUAUGUUACAUAUCUGUUACUGGAACAUCACCAUAUAUGUUACCUAUAUCUGUUACUGGAACAUCACCAUAUGUUACCUAUAUCUGUUACUGGAACAUCACCUUAUAUAUUACAUAUCUGUUACUGGAACAUCACCAUAUGUUACCUAUAUCUGUUACUGGAGCAUCACCAUAUAUGUUACAUAUCUGUUACUGGAACAUCACCAUAUAUGUUACAUAUAUCUGUUACUGGAACAUCGCCAUAAAUGUUACAUAUAUCUGUUACUGGAACAUCACCGUAUAUGUUACAUAUCUGUUACUGAAACAUCACUGUUUCCAAUUUUGAUUUUUGUCUAUUCCAGCAAUCUGGAACUAUUAAAACAGCCAGAGAAAUAGUAGCUAAAGAUGGCUUUGGGCUGAAAGGUUUAAAUAAAGGACUCACUGCUACACUUGGUCGACAUGGGGUCUUCAACAUGGUGUACUUUGGCUUCUACCACAAUGUCAAAGGACUUAUACCAGAGUACAAGGUCAGAUGGGAUACAUUGGCAUAGACCAAACAAUAGAAUAAUGUAUAAAUAACUUUACAAUGUUUAUUUUUUAUACAGUAUCAAGAUCAGAGGGUGCAUUGUGCUAAAAUAUUUUGUUUGGAUCUGUUUUAGGAUCCAACCAAAGACUUUUUCAGAAGAUUCCUCAUUGGUCUGGUGGCUGGAACUCUCUCCUCUAUUGUGAAUAUACCAUUUGAUGUGGUCAAGAGUAGAAUUCAAGGACCCCAACCAGUACCUGGGUCCAUUAAGUAUAAGAGCUGCUUCCAGACCAUGUCUCUAGUCUAUAGAGAGGAGGGGUAACAUUUUUUCACUAUUUAUAAGAAUUUCUAAGCAAUGUUUUGAACAGUAGCUGAUUCAGUAAUAUAGAAAUAAAGGGUCAACAUGUUUUGAACAGUAGCUGAUUCAGUAAUAUAGAAAUAAAGGGUCAACAUGUUUUGAACAGUAGCUGAUUCAGUAAUAUAGAAAUAAAGGGUCAACAUGUAUUGAACAGUAGCUGAUUCAGUAAUAUAGAAAUAAAGGGUCAACAUGUUUUGAACAGUAGCUGAUUCAGUAAUAUAGAAAUAAAGGGUCAACAUGUUUUGAACAGUAGCUAAUUCAGUAAUAUAGAAAUAAAGGAUCAACAUGUUUUUAAAAUAUUUACUCAAAUACUUCCAAAAAUCUUGGGGUGGAACCAUUACAAUUUUUCUGUCCUUCAUACUCAAUCAUAAUUAAGUUAAUAGAAAGCCUUUAUCAUCUUAUUUUUUCAGGUUUUUUGCGUUGUAUAAAGGAUUGUUGCCAAAAGUACUUCGUCUGGGUCCAGGUAGGAUGUUGUUUUUAUAUUGAAACUUAUGAAAGUUCGUUAAAAAAAAUUAACAAUGUAGCUGUUUUGUUGUUUGCUGUUUUGAUGAUUGCUGUGAUGCAUGUUAAAACUUUGAAACCUUUAAGCAGCCACAAGUCACUCAAAUCUUUGUAACAGCUUAUCUUGUGAUCUGCUCAUGAGGCUUACAAUAAUUAGUAUGAUUCAAACUCCUUCUGUCACUCAAUUUUUCUCUUUUGAUCGGCUACUUCCAGUACUCCAUGUUUAUUUCACUCAAAAUGUUUUUGUCUGUCACACUGUUUUUGUCUGUCACACUGUUUUUGCCUUCCUUGUUAAGAUAACCCAUGGUGAAAUGUCUCAGGUUGUUACACUAUGAGCCUGGAUGUCACAGAGUAACAUCAGAUUUGAUAUUAGCUAUAAGUAGAUCACAAUACCUACUAUGAGCUUGGAUGUCACUGAGUAACAUCAGAUUUGAUAUUAGCUAUAAGUAGAUCACAAUACCUACUAUGAGCUUGGAUGUCACUGAGUAACAUCAGAUUUGAUAUUAGCUAUAAGUAGAUCACAAUACCUACUAUGAGCUUGGAUGUCACUGAGUAACAUCAGAUUUGAUAUUAGCUAUAAGUAGAUCACAGUACCUUGAAGUUGGAACAAAUCACAAAAAACGAAAGUAUUGUGACUGCCAACAAUUUAAAUUGUAAACCUUAUGCUAUUCAUAUUGCAUGCUAAAUUAUUUUAACAUGUGAUUUAUCAAAUGUGAUUUGUAUCCUUUCUUACCAGGUGGUGCUAUCAUGCUUAUUGUUUAUGAGUAUGUAUUUGAGUUCCUUCAGAAGUCCAUGUAAAAAACCUGGGAUUAAAACAACUCAGAGACCAUUGUUGCAAUAAACAGAUUCCAGUAUUGUUAUAUUUUUGUAACUGCCAUUUACACCACUAUUUGCCUUUAUUUUGAUAUUUUACUGGGAAAAUAAUAUUUUUAACAAAUACCUUAUUUUUAAAUAUUUGUUGUUAUAGUAUCUGAAUAAUAUAUAUUUAUACAUACUUGUUCAUAUUUGAAUACAUGAUCUACAAAAUCAUCCUGGCCAAAAACUUAAAGGAGAUCCCUAGACUAAAGUAAUCAUUAACAAGUGUAGUUCAAUGCAUCACUUAAUAUCUAAAAAUUGUAAGAAAACGUUGCAAACCUCUUGCGAAUUUAGGACUUUUAUUUGGUAGUUUAAGAGGGAUACGUGUCUUACUAAUAUAGUUAAUUUAUCAAGAAGCCUUUGCACAAUUUCCAUAAAUAGCAUAAUAAUAUAGAUCUAUAAAGAUUGUGUUACCUGUGUUGUUAAUGUUACAUUAUUCAAUCUGUCAUAGUAGUCUCUCAGAGCCGGUGCUCUAUGUAGGCUUUGAAAACAUGUGCUGCUGAUAAACAUGUCUCAUCCAAUACAGCAGUGGUUCGGCGUUCAACCUGAUUAAUCAAAUUAGCUGUACAAGUUAAACCAGAUCCCGAAUGUAUUGGUUGAGCUAGUUAAUGAACAAAAAUAAAGUUGCAUCACAUGAACCUUGAUCUUUUUGAAACAAAAAUGCCUUGUUUCAGAAACUACGUUUAUGUAAAUUUCAAUACUACUUUCAGAGAAACUGACAGGUUACAGUGUUUUUUUUUUCAUGCUUUAAUUCAUGUGGGUUUCAAUGAUAAACAACGAAAAAGGUUGAUAAAAAAAUCUGUUGAAUAAUGUGUUCUUGAAGUGCCUACUGUAUUGGUUCACACAAAUGAAUGUGAAGAGAAUCAUUUGGUGAGUAGAAUUUUUGUUAAUGUUAUCUGUUUCAAUCCAACUGGUGUGAUGUGUUCUGUUCAGUACACAUUGUAUCUAAAUAUGAAUCUGUGUUGUGUUAUUUCAGGGUUUAAGUUAUAAAUUCCUUGCAUUCAAAAGCAGUUUUUGUAGCUUACAAAUUAAACCAUAUUCAUUUCAUUUGGUAUCUCAUUAAAGUGCCAAAUGGUUUCUAUUGCUCAAUGUUUUACUGCAUAAAAUAUUUAUCUGCAUAUUUCUUUACUAAUUUUCCCAUAGGCAGCUUCAGUAGGUCAACAAAUUGUUCUAUUUAUAAUAAAAUUUAUAAAUUAUAUUGCUUUUUCAAAAUACUAUUUUUAAAAUAUUAUUUAUUUUCUUUAAAAAAUUAUAAAGAUGUUGAGUCUAGAAAUUUCAGUGUAUUCAUAAUUUAGAUGUGGAAUGGAUGGAGGCGCCGCCCCGCCCCCUUACACCCCCCGCCCUCGUUCACUAAGUCUUAUACUUUUGUAAAAUAAUAUUAAAUCAACCACUGUCGUGUCCAAAUGAAUUUUUUUUUUUCUCCCAAAAACAUGUUCAUGUGGCCUUAUUCAUUCUUCUUGUUAACAAAUUAUGAGUGUAAAUAAAACGAUCUAUGUUAAGCUUUAAUAAUGAUUAUACAAAAGAUACAUUUUUUAAUACUAACUUUUUGAAAUUAGAAAUGAAAAAAAUAUGAUUUUCAUCAUUAAAUAACAAUUGUUAACACAAUGAUAUAAUUUUCAUCAUUGGGUUAUAAAAUAAAGGUGUAGAGAUAAAAUAAUUAAGUACCGGUAUCUAUUAAGGGUGCAUAAUUCACUUUGUACUUUGUGUAAAAGGUGUUCACUACUUGGCUGUUGAUUUGUGGAUUGGUAAACACUCUAAGGUGUGGAGUAGUCUGCAAUAAUUGGGGCUAAAUGAUCGGUCAUAUGUUUAAGGUUAAUUUUACAAGAAUUAAACUGCAAUUGGUGUGAAGAAUUUUCUGGUUUGUUUUACACAUUUUUGUCCUGUAUAAGGAAAUUGACAAGAUCAGAUCUGACCACACAAACAGUAAUAUCGCUGAAGAGGGUCCUCUGUUGUAAAGUUAUAUGUGCAUAAAGUAACUAGGCACUGUAUGGUUCCUAAAGAUUAUAAGUGUUGCUGAUUGAGAACUAGUGUUUUGAGACUUGAUUUUAUUGAACUUAUACUUAUAUAAACAUUCUGUUGAGGUGGAAAUGCUAUGAAUUGGUUGUUGGAUAAAACUGGUGAAUAAAACUGGUAUUUUUAAGUG